CCCUGCUCCCCCUGCAUGCAAUGUACAUUUCUUGAAGUGCUGCUGUCUGGUUUAUGAUAAGGCUGUUAUCUGUGCGCUGCAUGUAUGACAGCUCCGAGAAAACACCGCUUCUUCACCGGAGACCCACUGCAGCCUAAACUAGACGCACGUCCAGGCUGAGCCUACCAGUGUGCACACUUGGAUGGUGGGGGUCGUAGUGUGGGCAGCACCCAGGGCCAUGCAGCGUUACCCACGUUUGCCCAGGAGCCUCCGGCAAGAAUGUCGGUGAAGUUGAGAUUCAGUUCUAGUGAUGGUCUUGGUGGGGUUGGCCGGAGCAGGUCCUUUGCUGGUUUCAGUACAUUACAAGUUAGAAAGACCUCGCAGUCUCUUCGGAGAAAUUCUGUUAAGUCAAAGUUAUCGGUCCGGUCUGAAAAAUUAUACCCGUCUCUCAGGAAAGGAUCGAUCAGACUAGAUCCUCAUCCUCACCAAGUCAAGAAGAUAUUUGAUGCUUUAAGAAAAGGAUUAAACGAGUAUCUUGAAGAACAUCAAACACAGCUGGAUUUCCUAGCCAGCCAACAAAAAGACAUAAAAAGGAACUCCAGACUGGGUUACUUCUACGAUCUGGAUAAAGAAAUCCGCUCAAUUGAAAGACAUAUCAGGAAGCUGGAGUUUCAUAUAAGUAAAAUCGAGGAGCUGUAUGAAACAUACUGCAUACAAUGGCGGCUUCGCGUUGGGGCUUGUAACAUGAAGCAGGCAUUCUCCCUGUCUCCAUCUACAAAGGCGUCCAGGGAGAGUCUCAUAGAGCUGUACAAGAACUUCCAGGAGUGCACAGAGGAUAUGUGUAUGAUUGAAGGGGCGCUGGAAGUACAUCUGGGUGAAUUCCUCCUUAAGAUGAAAGGCCUGGUGGGUUACGCUCGACUCUGCCCUGGAGACCAUUAUGAGGUGUUAAUACGAUUAGGUCGCCAGAGGUGGAGGUUAAAAGGCAAGAUUGAAACAGAUGAUGGGCAAGUGUGGGAUGAAGAAGAGAGAAUGUUUAUACCCAACCUCUGUGAGAAUUUUGAAAUCAAGGUGAUUGAGCUGCGUGGUCUGACCACCAUCUUAGUCGGAGUUGUGACUUGUGAUAGUGCUGAUUUUUUUACCACCCGGCCAAGAAUAAUCAUCGUAGACAUCACCGAGCUGGGGACCAUUAAGCUGCAGCUUGAAGUAAUCUGGAACCCCUUUGAUAAUAGUAAGACCCUCUCCACACCUGGAAUGACCAACAAGUUUUCAAGUGUCAAGAAAGUCUCAUAUCACUGGACACCACCCAACACUCCCAGCUUCCGAGAAAAGUUUUACAUUCAAAGUGAUGUGGACAGCACAUACCCAUCUCUGGAGAAAGAUAUCCAGACACCAUACAUACUGAGUUACCUUGCCAACAGUGGGUUAGUCAAAGACCAUAACCAUCUAGAACCUAAUAUGGAACUGAACAGCGUAGACAGUCUGAAGAAUCUGGAUGGAAUUGAAGAUGAAGCUGCCUCACUUCCCAACCCACCCUCUUCGUGUGGGGAGAGAGUGUCGUAUUCUUCACGAGAACUACAGAAAAAUGUCAGGCUUCCAGACAGCAUCGGUCAGCCCCUAAGCCAUGAAACUUUGGAUAUUCUUAAAGAGACUCCUAAUCACUAUUGUGUCCAUCAACCUAUAAAGCCUGUAAGUUUGGAAUUUGACAAAGAUACCAACACAAGGUCCAUGGUGGAGAGCAUUACAGACAUCCCCCUUCUAGAGAAGAGUACAGAAAAGUCAACCUGUUGUGCGGAAAGUGACAAGCGAGGUGCUCUGGCACGUCAGCUGGAGGAGGUUCUAGACUUGCUUAGGUUGGAGGAUGUCACAAGGCGGAAGAUGAAGGAGAUGGAGCAGUCUGUUUUGAGCUUUAUAGAGAAAGUAAUGCAGCCAAGUCGUGGGCAGCAGUCUUCCUCUAUGGACAGUUUGAUGGUGGAGACGGCAUUGGAAAGUUUUGACUUCUUAAACCAAGAUUUCAGUACAGAUGACAUGUCUCUGUUUGGCAGUAUUCGCACACACAGCAAGAGUAACAGUACCUUCAAGGAGGCAGCAGAGCAGACCUACAGCUGUAUAAGUGAGUCUGAGCGGGAUGCCUGGAGCACUGGACAUGAGGACCUGGACACACUUCUAUCCGUCCAUUUGGAAAUCUGUAAAGCACUUUUAAAGAAACUGACCUCGCCAAACACAGCCAGGAUUAUACAGAAUCAUCUUUUGGAGGAAUUAUCCUGGCAGAGAGAGAUUCUCGAGGACUUGUCCAUUCUUUAUAGCCAGAAGGCAGAAGAGAAGGUCUCCAUUGAGGACAUUUUCCCAAAGACCAAGAAGAUCAGACAUUUCCUGAAGCUGUGGGAGAACUGUAUACAGCCUGAAUGUGUCUGGUUUUGCUCAUCUGACAUUUUUCUCAAUCAACUCAAGAAAAUGUUUGUGACAAAAAUCAAGGGGAAGUACCCGGGGCAGCUGGAAUCAGUUUUCAGAAGAGCACUGGAGCAGAUAUUUGGCUUUGGAGGGAUAAUGGCAUUGAAUGAGACUCCUGACAAUAUUGUCACCAUCUUCUUAUUUUACGGCUAUCUGCGGAAGUACCAUGUGGUGGAUCUAGAGAAACACUUUGCUGCUCUUACAAGAGAAGUCACUCUUAUCGGUGCGCUACAACUUCCUGGGCGUCUCAAGAGGAUUAAAAAAUUGAAAGCAAAGCAGAUCGCACGGCUCCAGCCUCUGCCACAGUUUCUGAGACUUGUGGCUGCUUUUCAGAUGGAUGAGAACGUGAAGCUGUGCAAAGUGGCUGCGAGAUUCCUCGGCAGGGCGGCGGCAAACAAACGCUUUAAGCAGAAGGCAGUGCUGUAUUACACGGAGCUCUUGUCGCACAGUGACGUGAAACUGCAGAGGUCAGCUUGCCUGGCACUGAAACAUCUGAAAGGCACUGCCAGCAUUGACCAGAUUGCAUGUUUGUGCCAGUCAGAAGUGGAGGAGGUGAGAAACACAGCUAGAGAAACCAUUGUGUCAUUUGGUCAAAAAGGAAGACAAGUUUUUGGAAAGACUGAUAAGAUCUGCCGCGAACUACAGGAAACGUUGACGAUAGAUGGAGAGAUAGAGAUCACAGUAUUCUGAGGACUAUGAUUGGCAGAAGGUUGGAUACAGAUUCAGGACUUUUCUUACUUUAACACUCCUAAAGGAAAAAAUUGCAUAGCUUCUACCCAGUUAAACAUACCUGUAUCAUCAUUUUCAAUAUCUUAGCUCCUGAAAACCGGAUGUAACUACAGCACAGUACAUUUGUACAGCAUGUCAAAUUAUUUCCAAUAUUACUGAUGAUACAUGUACAAAGUAAGACUAAAUGAAGGCCUGACUACGUCUUUUGUAAACGCGCCUAACAGCCAGAGCAACUUGCCAUUAGUUCGUCUUUAUACAGAGUCCAUGCAAGAAACUGAUAUACAGUAGGUGGUAUAUUGCUUGGCCUGUAUCUAAACAUGUUGAACUUGAGACCAAAGACUGAUGGUUCCCAGAGCUCCAGUGAAGUGCCCUUUGUCUUCAGUAGAGUGUUGUGGGACUGUUUUUAUGUGUUCUUACUAGUUUAAUAAUUUUUAUUCUUGAAGCAUAAAGCAAUAAACGAAGAACAAAAUAUGGCUUAUGUAGCGGAGUCAAUUGUGUCUCUCUAAUGUACACAUUGCUCUACUGAAGCCUGAGACGUUAGUUGUGAUAUAUAUAAAAAAUAAAAACACACCUGUAUUUCCUGUUAGAACAGAACCUGUACAUAAUGAAUUGUAGUGAGAGAUACUGAGUGUGUGAAUGAAGGAGUGGUGUUGGGGAAUAUAUCCAGCCACUGCUGUUGGUAAUGAAUGCAAUUCUGACUGGGUUACAGAAAAUGUAUAGUAUAUAUAUAUAUAUAUCUGUGUAUAUUAAAUCCUUAUACAUUCCAUGUUGUAUAUUUAACUUUGGUACACAACUAUGAAAUAAAGUUAAAUUUUUUUUUAGUUAAA
Molecule: messenger RNA, 3983 nt
Organism: Pseudophryne corroboree (corroboree frog)
Lineage: Eukaryota; Metazoa; Chordata; Amphibia; Anura; Myobatrachidae
Gene: RIPOR3
Product: RIPOR family member 3
Exons: 23
Coding region: 259-3117 (952 amino acids)
Source: RefSeq, a predicted model, not a curated record